UAGAGGUGCAUCGUCCUUCCUCCGCCGCUUUCCUGUCCUCAUCAGAUCCAUGUCGUCCACGUCUGUGUUCAUCCUCCCGAUUGACCCCAAAAGUCAAGUCAGCACGCGAGCUGUCCCCGAUAUCGAUCCUGUGAAACUUUGGUCAACCACCCCCGUUGGCUCGAAGGCACCGAAGGUUGGCUCAACUCGAGUAUUCUAUAACACGCCUGCAAAGGAAGGCAUCAAUGUCACGGCCGUAGUUUCUCUCGGUGAAGGCUUUGACAAGAAGCAGGGUAACGCGAGAAGGGAGUUGGUGAGAAAGGCUGUUGGCAGUGGAGUGAAGCAGGUCAAGGAUCUGGGAGACGGUACAAAAAAGGUCUCUGUAGAUGCCUCAACCGACCCUCAUGCUGCUGCCGUUGCUGCUCACUUGGCGAAAUACAAGUUCACUUUGAAAACGUCACCACCUUCCCCUUUCCGACCGGGUAGCAAGGAACCUGAGAACGUGUCUUUUGAGCCGUUGCAAAGUUCGAAAGAUUGGAACACGGGCGUUGUCUAUGCUCAAGCUCAAAAUCUCGCCAGGACGCUUAUGGAGUUGCCAGCAAAUUUACUUACUCCCACGGCUUUCGUUGAGCGCAUUAAGUCGGAGUUUGCCAACGUUGCAGACACGGAAAUCGUUGUUCAUGAUGAGGAAUGGGCCGCAGAGAAAGGCAUGAACACAUUCCUUUCAGUGACACAAGGUACAACGGAGCCCGCCAAAUUUUUGGAGAUUCAUUACAACGGCGCUGCAAAGGGUGCCCAACCUCUUGCUUUCGUCGGAAAAGGUAUCACAUUCGACACGGGAGGAAUCAGCCUCAAGCCUUCGGCGGACAUGAAAUUGAUGCGCGGCGAUAUGGGUGGAGCAGCUACCGUCUCAGCGGCUGCUCUGGCCAUCGCGCAGCUCCGACUUCCGAUCAAUUUGGUAGUCACGGUUCCGCUAUGUGAGAACAUGCCAGGCCCUAGUGCCACCAAGCCAGGAGACGUCAUCUAUGCCAUGAACGGCAAGUCUGUCGAAGUCGACAACACUGACGCCGAGGGCCGCUUGAUUUUGUCUGAUGCGCUAUAUUACACAUCAACGACAUACAAACCUCACACACUCAUCGAUGUUGCCACGCUCACUGGUGCCAUGGACAUUGCCCUGGGCGAAAUCUUCUCUGGGGUCUUCUCAACCUCAGACUCCCUUUGGGAAGAGCUCCACGCCGCCGGCGAAACCGAGUAUGAUCGUUUCUGGCGUAUGCCACUCGACGAGGACUUUGGCCCGCAAAUAUACUCUUCCAACGCCGACCUCUGCAACGUUGGGGGCAAGCCUGGCGGGAGCUGCACCGCUGCGCUCUUCCUCAAGUCAUUCGUCGACGGGAUUGAGCCGCAGGAAGGCGAGACGGAGGCGCCGCUUCGGUGGGCGCACAUUGAUAUUGCGGGAACGAUGGAAGCAACACGGGCAACGCCAUACCUCGAGACAGGCAUGACUGGACGACCUGUUCGGGCUUUAGUCGAGUUCGUGCGCAGGCAGGGGUUGGAGUGAGUGAGUUGCCGGGAAUUCUCUUGGAAUUCAGUGACACUGUACACUACUGUACCGCAAAAAACCAUGUCUCCAACCCAAGCCUUCGACGGUACCCGUCCAACAAAUCGGGGCGGGCAGUUCGAAUGGUUGUUGAAUACAAGAAAACAUAACAAGUCUCAAAUUCCAGGUCAUUCCUGUAUCACGACCCACCCCUCCUUCUCCUCGCCCAGCGCAAUCCUGAGCCCGGCCCACACGCAGUCGAUGAGCGCCGCGCCGUUCGCGAUGCCGAACACGAGCGUGCUCGCGUAGAAGAAGUUCGCGUUUCCGGUGCCCGCCGCCACCCAGAGGUGGUGAAAGAGCGGGAGGAGCAGCGACGCGUGCAGAUGCAGCAGCGUCGUCACGAUCGGGUGGCGGAAGUAUGCGUAUGUUUCUGGGAAGAGCGAGAUCAGGCUGAUGAACAGGCCUGGGUCUGAAAGCGUCGGGUAUGGCUUGAAGAGGGCAAGGACCCCGAUAAGAAGAAACGUCGCGUAGAGAGGGUCGUGUUGGAAUUUUAUGCAUAUGGGCGCGACGUAUAUGAGGAGCAUGGACGUUGAAGACCAUGAGGAAGAACGGCCGAAAAUGGUCGAACAUCUCGGUGAAGAAGUACCACCAGAGACCGGGGUUGGGUGUCAGAUCCGGAAGCAGAAAUCCUGCUCCCCAUGUGUUUCUCACCCAUCCCCAUCCAGCUGAUGGUAGGGUAGAGGCG
This is a messenger RNA of Heterobasidion irregulare TC 32-1, 2261 nucleotides long. RefSeq names its product Metallo peptidase M17. Bases 50 to 1537 code for a protein of 495 amino acids. Lineage: Eukaryota; Fungi; Basidiomycota; Agaricomycetes; Russulales; Bondarzewiaceae. Gene Ontology annotation, cellular component: cytoplasm. Gene Ontology annotation, molecular function: manganese ion binding; metalloaminopeptidase activity. The transcript has 22 exons. The record is from RefSeq and is a predicted model, not a curated record. Gene Ontology annotation, biological process: proteolysis.